This is a messenger RNA of Hibiscus syriacus, 537 nucleotides long. RefSeq names its product auxin-responsive protein SAUR40-like. The transcript has a single exon. The coding region runs from base 1 to 537 and encodes 178 amino acids. Lineage: Eukaryota; Viridiplantae; Streptophyta; Magnoliopsida; Malvales; Malvaceae. Gene Ontology annotation, biological process: response to auxin. The record is from RefSeq and is a predicted model, not a curated record.
AUGGAUGUUUGGAAGACGAAAGGGAAGAAAAACGUGCUGAUGAAGGCUUGGGAAAGAUGCAGAUCACUGGGAAACACAGGCAGGAAAUCAUCAGCUACUCCGUCUCCAUUGAUGAGAAAGAGCAAAUCAUGUCAUGUUUUCCCAUCCAUCCAAGAAGAAGACAAUACGAAGAAGAAGAAGGACAAGUGCUUUCUUGUAGCUCCGGAAGGUUGUUUUUCGGUGUACGUUGGACCCCAAAGGCAAAGAUUCAUGAUCAAGACACAGACGGUGAAUCAUCCAUUGUUCAAGUUGUUGCUUGAAGAUGCCGAGCUCGAGUAUGGGUUUAGCCCUGAAGGCCCUCUUCUUCUUCCUUGCAACGUCGAUUUGUUUUAUAGGGUUUUGGCAGAGAUUGAUGAUAAUGGAGAUGGAGACAUGAGUCCUUUUGUUUGCGGAUUUGGUUAUAGUCCCUGUCGUCAUCGUUCAAGAAACAUUAAUAAAGGAUAUGGAUCGUAUAAGCUUCUUUGUUCAUCUCCGAUGACUAAAUUGAAUAGUUAUUAA